AUGGUUUGCCCAGUCUACGGGGGUGCUGACAGUCCAAGGAAGGGGGCGCCCACUUCGAAUUCAAGAAAGUCUUCCUGGGCUACGCUGGUCUCCCUGUCCUCCGUCUUGAUCUCAAGAGCCUUCUCCCAGGCGUCAGUGCGCCCCCCGAAGGCAGUUUUCAGGAAAACCUCGGCUGGGGAGCCCGGAAGCCCAGUCCCCCCAACCCCUCUCUCUCGCCCAUCCGGGCGGCCACCUCGGGGGCGAGGCAGCCAGGCGCGUAGGAGGGGACGGCGCGCCAUUGGCUUGUGCGCGGCACUGAGAGGAGGGACCAGUGCGGGCCGCCAGACUCGGCCCUUCUGCAGAGGCUGGGCUCAGGACAAGAUGGCGGCCAAGCAGCCCCCACCCCUGAUGAAGAAACACAGCCAGACGGACCUCGUGAGCCGCCUGAAGACUCGGAAGAUCCUCGGCGUGGGCGGGGAGGACGAUGACGGGGAGGUGCACCGUUCCAAGAUCAGCCAGGUCUUGGGCAAUGAAAUCAAAUUUGCAGUUCGGGAGCCUUUGGGGCUCAGGGUCUGGCAGUUGGUCUCCGCCAUUCUCUUCUCCGGCAUUGCCAUCAUGGCCCUCGCCUUCCCUGACCAGCUCUAUGAUGUAGUCUUUGAUGGAGCAGAGGUGACCAACAAGACCCCCAUCCGCCUCUAUGGUGGCGCCCUUCUCAGCAUCUCCCUGAUCAUGUGGAAUGCUCUGUACACGGCCGAGAAAGUCAUCAUCCGAUGGACUCUGCUCACUGAAGCCUGCUACUUUGGGAUCCAGUUCUUGGUGGUCACUGCCUCACUUGCCGAGACGGGUCACAUGUCCCUGGGGGUCCUGUCGCUCCUGGCCAGCCGCUUCCUCUUUGUCGCUGUCAGCAUUUACUACUAUUACCAAGUCGGCCGAAGAUCUAAGAAAGUCUAG
Orycteropus afer afer is the source of this 930-nucleotide messenger RNA. It is a transcript of the gene TP53I11, whose product is annotated as tumor protein p53 inducible protein 11. Lineage: Eukaryota; Metazoa; Chordata; Mammalia; Tubulidentata; Orycteropodidae. The record is from RefSeq and is a predicted model, not a curated record.